AUGGAUCCUAAUCAUUUUCAUUAUCAACAAGCUUUUUUCAAUUACAUGCAAAAUUCUCAAAAUUCCACCGGUGCCAACAAACCCCGCCAUAUUUCUUUUGUCACAAACAAUCCAAAUAUGUAUCCUAUACCUCAAAUGAAUUCUAAUAGUAUGAAACUCUCUACUCAAGUUCCACCAUUUUCUACUCAAGUCCCACCAUUUUCUACUUAA
Molecule: messenger RNA, 210 nt
Organism: Lathyrus sativus (Indian pea)
Lineage: Eukaryota; Viridiplantae; Streptophyta; Magnoliopsida; Fabales; Fabaceae
Source: the annotation of a GenBank genome assembly